Ostrinia nubilalis (European corn borer) is the source of this 1409-nucleotide messenger RNA. Its product is annotated as zinc finger and BTB domain-containing protein 24-like. Gene Ontology annotation, biological process: regulation of transcription by RNA polymerase II. NCBI's taxonomy places the organism in Eukaryota, Metazoa, Arthropoda, Insecta, Lepidoptera, Crambidae. The record is from RefSeq and is a predicted model, not a curated record. The coding region runs from base 107 to 1336 and encodes 409 amino acids. Gene Ontology annotation, cellular component: nucleus. The transcript is spliced from 6 exons. Gene Ontology annotation, molecular function: DNA-binding transcription factor activity, RNA polymerase II-specific; RNA polymerase II transcription regulatory region sequence-specific DNA binding.
CGCAACAGGGCUUUGACGUAUCAUUUGUUUACAAGAUAUCCAGUUCAAUAUUUUUGCAAUUUAAUGCAAUUUCCUGCAUAAUUUCCAGCGUUUAUUUAAUCCCAACAUGUCGUCUUUUCUCUGUUUUAUAUGCCACAGUACAGUGAACGAUGAUACCAAUGAAGAUGUGCGUGAAAAAUACAGAGAAGUCGUUGGUAUGAAUCUAUGCCCAGAUUCCCAUAUGUGCCACAUUUGCUGUCACGUCUUAAAUAGACUGUGGCUCUUCAGAUCUGUAUGUUUGAAACGAAGUUUAGAGUACCCUGUGUUGUUCAGCGAAAAAGGAACACUAAACCUCCAACGAAAUGACUUGGAAAUCCACACAGUAUGCUUUGAAGACUGCGAACAUUACAAAAACCGAAAUAUCAACUCAAAAUACUACCAUUUUAAGUACUUCGAUGACACAAGCGAUAGCAACGAGGAAUACCCUCCGUACCCAAACGAUUAUGUCAAAUUGGAGGAAGACAGGCGGGAGUUUGAAGAGUUUUUAGAUAAACCAAACUAUGAACAAGCUUUACCGAAUAAUAAAACACCGGAGUUCUCUCAAAAUUUCACCGAUGAGUUUACUGAAGAUGAGACAAACAAUGAUUAUGAAGAAAGCCAUUCUUUUGAAGAUGACAAUGCAAAUGAUGAACAAAGUCAUAAUAUAAAAGAAGAACAGAAAGAGAACUGUGAAAGAGAUGAAUACGUGCAACCAACGAUCAAGCUUGAAGAAAUAAGUGACGAAGAAACAGAAAUAAAGGAAACAAAAACAAAAAAACAUGAAAAGAAAAAAGGCAAGUCGAAGAAAGAAAAAGAACCGUACGUUAAGUUUAAGCUUAGUGUAUCAGAACAGAAAACAGAAUUGGAAAGAAGUAGGAAAGAAAAGAAGUAUAUAGAAGCUGAGUUUAAGUGUUACAAUUGUGCUUUAGGGUUCCUUUUUAAGGAUACGUAUCAGGCUCACAUGAUGAGGCAUGAAGAGUCAAAUGGUGAGCAUCGUUGCAACAUUUGUACGUUGCGUUUCGCGUCGCCCGCCGUCUUGCGAGCGCACACGUCGCUACACGCUGAGAGACACAAAUGUACCAAUUGCGGUGUGGUGGUGAGGCCGAGGCACCGAGCGAGCCACACUCGGGAGUGUCUACAACUGCCUACAGAAGGCGUGGCUUGCCAUCUCUGCGGAAAAGUGUUCAACGGUCCAAACGCUCUCCAGCAGCACUUGAAACGUUUCCACCGGUCCAAGAGUUCGGGUCGGACGUACGCUUGCACGGUCUGCGGGGAGCGAUACAACGACCAGGCCGCAGUGAGGACGCAUAUGAUGUGAGUAUAGCUCGCUCAAAGAAACUUGAGGCAUACUAUGGUCUGGUCCGUGAGCACGUAGAAUUUUGUCCAAUGAC